Molecule: messenger RNA, 2562 nt
Organism: Cyphomyrmex costatus
Lineage: Eukaryota; Metazoa; Arthropoda; Insecta; Hymenoptera; Formicidae
Gene: Edc3
Product: enhancer of mRNA-decapping protein 3
Exons: 5
Coding region: 1-1407 (468 amino acids)
Biological process (GO): deadenylation-independent decapping of nuclear-transcribed mRNA; P-body assembly
Cellular component (GO): P-body
Molecular function (GO): mRNA binding
Source: RefSeq, a predicted model, not a curated record
AUGUCUGAACAGUUUUUGGGUUGUACAGUCUCGGUGAAGUGUAUCGAUGAUCUUGCUUACCAAGGUAAAAUUAUUGAUCUAAAUAAGAAUAGUCUGACUCUGGCGAAAGCAUUUUGUAAUGGCAUACCUCAUACUUCUGUUGUUAAUUUGAGUGUAAAGGAUAUACAGAAUCUUGAAAUUAUAUCAACGGAAGAAGCAGGAAAUGUUAAUGAUACACAUAGUAAGGUAAUUGUGAAGAGACCAAUUGCAAAAAGGGCUGGACGGUCUUUUUCAGAGUGCAUUCCAAAUGUAACAGUGCAAGCAGGAAGUUCUCAAUCACAUACAAAUUUCAAAAAACCUGCAGAGCCUAACCAGCAACAAGUGGAGCAAACUUCUAAUGGGAAAAUACCUUCAACUGAAAAUAAUGCAUCUAAUAAUAAAUCAGUCUCAAAAAAAUUAACUCAUCGACAAAGAGCAUUGGAAAGAGAUGAGCAUACCUUUGGUACUCCAAUUGAUCGAGAAUUAGAGCAAGACUUCGAUUUUGAAAAGAACUUAGCAUUGUUUAACAAAGAGGCUGUGUGGCAAGAAAUAAAUUCUUUGAAGCCGGACAUUAUUAGACAGUCAGAAAACAAUCGGGGUACUACUGCUAUUUACCGACCCGACGAGAAUAUUCUUGUAUCGGAGCCUACAGUACUUAGACAGAUUAUGGUACCUUGCCGUGGUGAAAAAGAAUAUGUUACAGAUAAUGGUUUAGUAAUUCCUAGCAUCCCUCUCAGUUUACAUCGGCAAUUAAUAGGUGCAGCAGAUAGAUUGGGAAUCAGUUGGGAACGCAGGGUGGAAUUGCUCGGUCGCGCCGGUGCUGAACUUACCUUACAGUUAUUGGGUGGAAGUCAUCGGUUGAAUCCGAAUAAUGCGCAUCAAUGGCCCACCGUGGUCGUGCUGUGUGGACCGCAUCGUUCCGGCGCUGCAGGAAUCAACUGUGCUCGACAACUGGCCGCUCACGGUGUUACAACGAUCGUAUUCGUGGAGAAUGCAGAGGACGUAUUUCUUCUACAAGAGUUGUCACUAUACAGGUUAACAGAGAAUAAGGUAGAAACCAAAGUCAAGAAUCUGCCAUCAUUGGUGGAUCUGAUACUUGUAGCCCUCUGCGAUGAAGAUUCGCCCAGAUUGAUCACUCCGAUAGCGAGGUGGGCAAACAGUAAUCGGGCGCCAGUGUUAUCUAUCGAACCACCGGCGACGGGUACACCAGGCAUACUCAGUAAAUUCAGCCUGUUAGGUGCCCUACCGCUAUCACACAGCAUCGACAACGGCAGAUUAUAUUUGUGCAACCUCGCAUUGCCAAACAAAGUGUACUCUGACGUUGGCAUUAAGUUUAGAUCGCCAUUUGGACCUAAAUUUGUAAUUCCUCUACAUUCCAAUAACUCUUAGCAAAUUUUUAAGGAUCACAUUGUGUCUUUUUGAAUAGUUGCCUUCGUUUUAUCAUACGCGAUUUGUAAACCUCGUGUACAGGGAAAUAUAUUUUACUUCCGGGGCUCAUUGAGUAAAAAGAGUUUAUGUAUAGUUUGGCGUUUGAUAUAAACUUUUAGAUAAAUUUUUAGAGAGAGAGAGAGAGAGAGAGAGAAAGAGAGAAGAGAGAGACAGAGACAGAGACAACACAUGGUGUAUCAUAAUACUUUUCACAUUAAGGCUCCUGAGUACUCGACCAAGAACUCCGUGCUGAUGGUAGCGACACCGAAUUAGUUGGCGGCCUGACAAAACUAAUAAUUACACACACACACACACACACACACACAUAAGUACGAGUUCAUGUACUCAUUUUUGGACUGAAGGCGAGCACACAGCAUGGGCUCAUGCUUGUAUGUGUGUAUAACGUCUCGCCACUGUAAAAGGCUGAAUUAAUAGGCGUGAAACAAUGACGUUUUGACAAAAUUUUUGUUGCGUGCCAUUUCGUUAAUAUUUACUUAUUUGUGAAAAUGUGACCUGCCUCGUACUCGUAAAGUCCCAAAAAUAGGCAGAAACUACAGUUAUUUUAAAAUUUUAUACGUAAAAGCGUAUGUUCACUCGUUUCAUUCAACUCGCUGUUAAACUGUGUGUUUUUUGCCCGAGUAUAGGCUCACUUUACGUGCUCUUUACGACCAUUUACUGACUAUUAAAAUAGAAAAGGACAGUUUCCGUCCAUUUUUACAAGUGUUUUUAAGCGAUCUUGUCAUUUACAUUUAUCCAAAUUGUCUUUAUUUACAAAUAGCACGCAACAAAAAUUAAUGUGCAUUUCUCGCCUACGACGUCACAAUUUCAACAUUGCCACAACCACUCAGGAGCCUUAAGCCUUAAACACAAUAGGCAAUAGGAACAGAGAAUAAGAGCUGUCCAAUCAGAGCUCAAAAUUCUGCAUCCAAGCUGUCUUCGUCUUCAAAAGUGCUAGUAUCCUCCAUCGAAUUCAAAUCGUUAAAUUUCCUUUUUUGGCAGUAUUCGUGAUUAAAUAUCAUAUUUCCUUUGAACUAAACUUUUGCCAAAACUAUAUUCGCGAAUAAAAAUGUAUAAAUCUCAAAACAGUAGAUAAACAACAGGCAACGAAAAUCCAAC